Rodentolepis nana is the source of this 429-nucleotide messenger RNA. The record is from the annotation of a GenBank genome assembly. NCBI's taxonomy places the organism in Eukaryota, Metazoa, Platyhelminthes, Cestoda, Cyclophyllidea, Hymenolepididae.
AUGUCAGCUUCUUCUGCAAAGACAACUAUCAUCUCCCAGUUAGACGAGGCUAUAGUUCAACUCAAGUGUGCUGUUAGUCAGUCCUUAGAAAAUGCAUUGAGGAAGGUGGAGGUACUCGAGAUGGACGGUGCAGCAGUACUGAAAGUUAAGGUGGACGACUUGUUAGCUAGUUCUAGUGAUCUGAAUGAGGUGGAGCAAAUCUACAAACAAUUGGAAGACGGUACAAUUAGGAAACUUGAGGAUGCGGAGAAAGUAUAUGUGCGCUUGAGAGAUAGUACAGAGAAGGCUAAGAGUGUGUUGGAGUCUUUCGAUCCUCUUCCUACUUUGCCAAUUGUGGAAUUCGGACUUUCGAAGAGGGUGCAAGAGGUAAAUUCAAGUUUUUACCACUUUGAUCACUUCUUCAUUGUUCUCCCCAAACCAAAUUUGUGA